Molecule: messenger RNA, 4814 nt
Organism: Ectocarpus sp. CCAP 1310/34
Lineage: Eukaryota; Phaeophyceae; Ectocarpales; Ectocarpaceae
Source: the annotation of a GenBank genome assembly
UUUCUCACACGUCCUCCAUACCAAUCUCUAGGCCUCCCUCCCUCCGAGAUAGGGCUACCCCCGCCUAUACGUUGCACAUCGAAGAGGCCGACUGACGGCAGCAGCAGCAGAAGCCGAAUUAGCCGACAAUGAGGGCCCGACAGGCUGCCCUUCUGUGGGCUGGCUCUACCAGCCUCUUGAGGUUCGCGGACGCAGCCAUAGUCGAAGCUUCCACCUUGGCAACCGUCACCGCGGUGGCAGACCUGUACGAUCCAAGGCUCAGCGCUGACAACGGAUGCGAUCCGUCAGGGUGUGUCGCUGAGCUAACCAGAGAUGGCGACGCGACAUCUCUUGAAUCCCGAUGGUCCUGCCAGCCUGCCCUGGGCGACGCCGGCUCUGUGUGUAGGAUCACGUACGGCCUCGGCAUCCAGUACCAGCUGACCGGCUUGAACAUCGCGAUGUUCAAGGGUGACGAGCGGACGAGGACCCUCGAAAUCAACAUCGACAACCUCCCGUACACUGUCUGGACCAGCUCGGGCACGACCGCAGGCUUUGAAACCAUUGAAGUCGACACUACGGGGCGAUGGAUCGAGAUUGUCGGGGUUCUCGAGGACUCCGAGUGGCUCAGCAUCAUGGAGGUGGAGAUUCUGGUCGACGACGGUGUUACCGAUACCGAUGAUGUUGUUGAUACCACGGAGGUCGAGGCCGGCUCCCUGGGAAUCGUCACGGCCACCUCUGCCCUGUUCGAUCCCCGCCUCGGUGACUCGAAUGGAUGCGAUCCCGCGGGAUGCACAGCAGAACUAACAAGGGAUGGGGACGUCUCCGACGAAUCCAGGUGGUCCUGCGCCCCCUCGCUCGGCGGAACGUGCAGCAUCUCCUACGACCUCGGGGCCGUCUACGACCUGUCCAAGCUCCGCCUCGCGUUGUACAAUGGAGCGACCAGGGUCAGGACGGUUGAUGUAAGCGUCGAUGGUUCCCUUGCCACCACCUGGACCAGCUCGGGCACAACGGACGGCUUCGAGAACAUUGAUCUAUCGGGAUAUUCUGGACAAGACAUAACCGUCACGGGUGUCCUAGACAAUUUGGAGUGGCUCAGCAUCAAGGAGACAGAAAUCAUGGUGCUAUCGGACGGCGUCGUUUUCCCGCCCAGCGCUUCUUCGCCCACUCCUGCUCCCGUCUUUGCUCCAGUUGCCACUCCGACCCCGACGGUCGCCACCCCAGAGCAACUCUAUUCUGCCAAGGAAAUCGGGACCCAGGACACUACUGUCACCACCACGGCGGACUUGUUCGACCCCGACCUCGCCGUGGACAACGGCUGCGACCCGGCCGGAUGCACAGGGGCGCUCACAAGGGAUGGUGAUAUGACGGAUACCUCACGCUGGGCUUGCGCACCCAGCCUUGGCGGCGUCUGCUUCAUCUCGUACGACCUCGGGAGAGAGUUUGGCCUCGAUGAGGUCCGAGUCGCGCUGUACAACGGCGACAUCCGGGUCAGGACGAUCAAUGUAUUCGUCGAUGGUGCGCUGGUGACCACCUGGACCAGCUCCGGCACGACGAACGGCUUCGAGAGCAUCGCGCUCCCAGACACGGCUUCCGGGACGGUGGUCGAGCUCCAAGGCGUCUUGGACGACUCGGAGUGGCUCAGCAUCAUCGAGACGGAGAUCAUGGUGUGGCCACAGAAUGUCGUCACGCCGCCGCCCGCCCCAGCGGCGACCGUUCCUCCCGCUACCGCUCCGGUCCAACCGGUGACGCCGCCCAGCCCUUUGCCUGCGGCCGACCUGCAACCCGUCGGCCUGACGCCCCUAGCUAUCGGGAAUGAGUCGCCGCUUGACCGAUACGCAACCAAGGACGGGGACUUCACCACCUCCUGGACGUGUACCGGUGACCCAACAGAGCCGAACGACGAAGGCAUCACGUAUUACCAGUGCGAGCUCUUCUUCGGCCUGGUGUACUAUCGCCACGUCAAGCAGGUCAAAGUCGCUCUCGCCGACGGCGCCGAACGUUCGGUGGACAUGAGGCUGGCUGGCCGUUUCUCAAGCUCGAUCGCUGAGGAGUUCGUGACGAGCUCGGGUACGACCAACGGCUUCGAGACGUACGACUUCGACUACAAAGCCAGCUAUAUCAGGAUUGCCGCGGUCUUCUCCUCGCCUGGAGAGUCCAUUUCCAUCUCGGAGGUGGAGAUCAUGGAAGAGGUGGUGGAAGGCGAAGCCCCCAUCGAUAUCUUCAGCACCCCAUACGAUAACGGAGACGGCCUUUGGAACGAACCGACGACUGACGGGUUCGAGUGGAGCUCCAACUCCAACGAGGCCAUCGACCAAAGCUUGACCUUGUCCCUCGCUGGAUACCACACGGUGACGGAACUCCAGCUCAUGUUCCCAGAGGGCGACACAUACAAGUUUGACGUUACGCUUUUCAACAACCUGGACGGCACGGGCGAGGCGUACACGACCAUCACAGGUUUGGAAAGCACUGAUAUCGCUGGGUUUCAGUCCUUCGACCUGACGGGCUUCGCCAACCAGUACGUCACCUCCAUUGGAAUCGAAAUGAAGGGGACCGGCUCGGGAGCGCCCGGGUUCGCGAUGCUUGACGCGCUGGUACUCGGCACCAAGAUCGACAACCCCUCCGACACGUUCCACGUCGGGUCUACUUUCAUCGAGUACUGGGGUGGAGACGGAUACCCGGACUUCGUGGGGUCGGGCUCGGGAGACCAAAACGCCAUCAACGGUGCCAUUUGUGGGGUGAAGAAGGGUACUUACGACGGCGUGAACUGCGUCGAUGUGGAUGACACUGCUACGGGCACGGUGGACCUGUCCUGGGGUGCGUACUACGUAAACGGCAACAUAUUCAUGCAGUCUGGCGUACUCCUCCUCGGCUCGUUCGGUGAUGACGAUCCACACACGACCGACAUCGUACUGGAGGAAGGAGCUGAGGGAAACACUGACAUCGACGCCAUCGUCGUCAUGGAUGGCAUUCGGGAUGCCUGGAUCGAAAAAGUGUGGAUCCAGGGGAAUUACGACCCCGAGACCGACGGCAUUUCCGCCGUAUCUGGCCUUGGAUCGGCCUGCCUCUCGGUUGUGAACUCCCAGAACAUCACUUGUGAGGGCGUCGACAUUCGGUACUGCAGCGGUGACGCCCUGGUCGUGCGCGACUCUACCCUCGUCAACAUCGACGCCGGCAGAUACGAUGAAGAAUACCUCCCGUGGACUAUCGGCCUAAGCGGAGGCACUGGUCUGAUAGUAGACACGUCGGAUUCGAUCUGGGUUCGUCGUACCACGUUUUACGAGAACGCCGUGGCGGGUCUCCACAUCAUGGGCUCCAACAACUUUACCUUCGAAGCAACCAUCGCCAGCGAGGAGGGCUCCGAGGGCGAAGGGAACGUUGGCAGCGUUGACGGCCAACAGCCCAUCGAAGUAAUCGUCGGAACCUCCAGCCUUGUUACGUUCCAAGACAUGAAGGUCCAGUCUGUCAACGAUCCGGUGAUGACAAUCACCGAUAGCACGACGGUUUCCUUCACCAAUGGCGGCUACUCCAAUGUCCCAUCCGGCACGUGCACCAUUCAGACCGACGACCCCAGCACGGUGACGAUUGACGCCGACGAAGAUGAGCUCGUUCUGGAGGGCACGUGUUACGUCAAGGUAUGAAGGCGAAGCACAUGCCCACGAAGCUUCCAACUAGACUCUGUCCACCUAGACGUUGAAGGAGUGGUCAGAACUGCUGUAGAUUGUUUGGCUGCCGCCUUCCCCUCUUCGGAGGCAGGAUGGAUGUCCCGUCUUUGUCGAAACAGUGUAAUCUUAACGAAGGUUGUCCGGGGGUGGACCUCUCUCGUUGUAAAGCUCAGGCUUCGAGAUGAAACUCGCAGAGGCGAGUGCCCCCUAAGCACGGCACCCAGUCAGCUCACUUGCAUGGUGCUUGCUCCUGGGUCACCUAACUUUUUUGGCAUGCGCACUCGAAAGUACCUGGUAUGUGAGGAGAGGUAAAGUUGCGAACCAACGCGUGUGUAUGGUCUACUGUGGCUCAGGCGCGCCUCUUGCGAUAUCCUGGGUCUUCCGCCACGAGUGGCGUGAGUGUGGAGUGUUUUCGGUAGGGGACCACAGUCACAGUCUCGCUGUGGGAUUACUCCCUUUAUGAUUGGUUCAGAAGUUUAGCCAUCUGUGCUGCAUCCGGCCAUGGUUGGUUGUGUUUGGCAGUGAUAGAGGAGGUGCACAUGUGUACCGCUGUCAUGUGAACUUUACAUGUGAAUUCAAUGUUGGGCUGGGAAACAGGUUUCAUGUGAAGUUCGAAGCAAGGGUCUCGGGGUGUAUUCAAAGUGAUAUGAAGUAUGUAGAUGGGCGUGUUGUCCCGGUAUUCAAGUAGUGAGUCCCUUUUGGGAUCCAGCACUACAUAUCUGCUGUAUUUGAUUAGUAUUCCAUCCAUGAUCACGCCGAUCGCACAGAAUGAUGACCCUUGCUGCGUGUGAACAAUCGCUGGUGGUGAUUUCUGAUGAGUCGCUUGGCAGAUUCAGUAGCGUCCAGCGGGCGACAUACGAACAAGCAGGCUACGAACCGGACAAGAUAUGCAUGGGUGUUGUGGGCUCACUCAGGGACAUUUCUUUUCGAAAGAACGCUGGGUUAGGGAUCGAUCAAUGGCAUGAGGACCGUUGAAUCUGGGAGGUCGCUCACGACGAUUUGUUCGUGAUAGUUGCUGCUGUGUUUCGAGAGAGUAACGUAGAACACUUAUAGGACAGUUCAAACGACGGUACUGUCGUUUUGUAGGGAUGUCCCUGGAAGAAUGUGCUUCGUGGAUGAUGCAUUGAACCGAGAGUGUUCUCGGUAUGUCGGAUACAGUCGACCCCGCUGUAA